AUGUCGACUCGCAAACGCGGUCGCGGGCGAGGUAGAGGUAGGAUAGGCACCGUUACUCCUGGCCUGGCAGGGAAUGAUCCAGUAGACUUCAUGGCUGCCUUGGGAAAUAUGGCUGUCACUAUACUAGCCACAGCCGAGGCACUGGCUCAACAUGUUUCUGAGGAGCAAUGGGUUAAAUUUGGAACCUAUCCGCGGCAAGGUGAGGCUCAGUAUUGGUGGCAGGGAACACGACGUAUCCUGCAGCCAGAUGGUGCUGCAAUUCCUUGGGAGGUUUUCCGAACAGAGUUCUAUAAGAAAUAUUUUCCUAAUUCAGUCAGAAAUGCCAAGGAACUUGAAUUGAUGCAAUUAAAGCAUAGCCAAAUGACUGUUACUGAGUAUACUAGCAGGUGCCCUGAAGAUUUUGCUGAAUGGAAAUGUAUUAAAUAUGAGGGAGGUCUUUGGAGUGAUAUUCUGAGCUUCGUUGCCCCAAUGGAGAUCAGAGUAUUUUCUGAAUUGGUGAAUAAGAGCAGGGUGGCUGAAGAAUGUGUGAGGAAGGUGGCAGAAGAGAAAGGAAGUUUGAGGCCCGGACACUUGGCCAAUAAUUAUCCGGAGAAGAAGAAGUAUGAGACUGGUAGAGCACAGCAGCCAGGGAGAGUGUACACCACUUCUACAGUAGGUACUGAGAGAUCUGAGACACUGAUUAGAGGAUUGGAUUGGUUAUCCAAGAAUCAUAUUUUGCUUGAUUGUUCUGAGAAGUCAGUACAGUUUAUGUCGGAAGGGUCGAAAGCGCCGGUUGUGGGUAUUAUGUUAUUAACAACGGGAGUAUCAGGUGAUGAUCAGAAUUUAGAGCAGAUUCCGGUUGAAUUUGCAAUUGAGUUGGUGCCUAGAGCCGGUCCGAUCUCGAUUACUCCUUACAGGAUGUCAUCUUUAGAAAUGGAUGAACUGAAAGCUCAGCUGGAAGAUCUGUUGGGUAAGCACUUUAUUCGACUAAGUGUUUCUUUAUGGGGAGUACCAAUGUUACUGGUUACUGUGAAGAAUAAAUAUCCACUACCUAGAAUCAAUGACCUAAUGGAUCAGUUACAGGGUGCCAGUGUGUUUUCUAAGAUUGAUUUGCGAUCCAGGUAUCAUCAGAUAAAGGUUAGAGAUGAAGAUAUUCCGAAAACUGCUUUCAGGACACAUUAUGGUCAUUAUAAGUAUACGGUGAUGUCUUUCGGGUUAACUAAUGCUCCGGAAGUAUUCAUGGAUUAUAUGAACAGGAUUUUCCAGCCGUACAUGGACAAGUUUGUCAUUGUCUUCAUUGAUGAUAUUCUUAGUAAGGUGAAGUUUCUUGGUCACGUGGUGAGUAAGCAGGGAAUAGUUGUGGAUCCUGCUAAGGUGGAAGCAGUAAGGAAUUGGGAGCGAUCAACUUCAGUAACAGAGAUCAGGAGUUUCCUAGGUUUGGCUUGGUAUUAUCGCAGAUUCAUUAAGGGAUUUUCACAGCUUGCUUUACCUUUAACUAAGUUGACUAGGAAAGAUACACCUUUUAUCUGGACUUCAGUGUGCGAAGAGAGUUUUCAAACAUUGAAGCAAAGGUUAACUACUGCACCCGUGUUGGUAUUGCCUGAGCCAAGUGAACCAUUUGAAGUGUACUGUUAUGCAUCAUUAAAGGGUUUGGGGUGCGUUCUAAUGCAGCACCGGAAUGUUGUAGCAUACGGCUCACGGCAAUUAAGGCUACAUGAGAUGAACUUCCCGACUCACGAUUUAGAACUUGCUAUUGUUGUGUUUGCUCUGAAAAUCUGGAGGCAUUAUCUCUAUGGUGUUAAGUUUUAUGUCUUCUCAGACCAUAAGAGUUUGAAGAAAAGUGAACGUUGUGGCGGACGUCUUGAGUCGGAAGUCUUUAUAUGCAGCUUGGAUGAUGUUGCGAGAAGAAAAGCUCAUCAAGAUGGUGAAGCAUUACGUAAGGUAUUGCCAGCAAUUGAACAGAGAAGACAAUGGAGAGUGUUAGAAGGAAGCACCAAAAUGUACCAAGAUAUGAAAGCGAUGUUCUGGUGGCCAGAAAUGAAGAAUGAUGUGGAAUUGUAUGUAUCUAAAUGUUUAACAUGCCAAAAGGUUAAGAUUGAGCAUCAGAGACCAUCAGGAACCCUUCAGCCUUUAGAGAUUCCAUAA
Messenger RNA from Arachis stenosperma, 2124 nucleotides. RefSeq lists its product as uncharacterized. The record is from RefSeq and is a predicted model, not a curated record. The transcript has 12 exons. The coding region runs from base 1 to 2124 and encodes 707 amino acids. NCBI's taxonomy places the organism in Eukaryota, Viridiplantae, Streptophyta, Magnoliopsida, Fabales, Fabaceae.